Messenger RNA from Zingiber officinale, 1887 nucleotides. Its product is annotated as zinc finger MYM-type protein 1-like. The record is from RefSeq and is a predicted model, not a curated record. NCBI's taxonomy places the organism in Eukaryota, Viridiplantae, Streptophyta, Magnoliopsida, Zingiberales, Zingiberaceae. Bases 1 to 1887 code for a protein of 628 amino acids. The transcript has 4 exons.
AUGACUCUAUCGACAAGAUCAAAUAAUGAUGAUCUUCCAUCUGAAAUUCCUCCUAAAAGAUUCAAAAAUACAGAAACUGAAAAGGUUGAUCUUGAUUCUUUAAAGCGAUGCUUAAAUCAAACUACAUUUACUGUUGAUGGAUUUGAUAAGUGGAAGAAAGUUCGAAAUGGAAAAGCUUGUGCUUUCCUAGGCCAUAUGGGAAAGGAUAAUGUAUCUUCACCCCAUCGUAAUGCUGAAAAGGAAUGUGAGGAUUUGAUUAAUCAAACACAACAUAUAUCAAGAAGAUUCGACAAUUUUAAUUAUGAACAAGUUGCAACUAAUCGUCUUCAAUUGAAGGCUCACAUACACGUGGUGUUGUUGCUUGCACUUCAAGGAAUUCCGUUUAGAGGACAUGAUGAGAAAUCUAGUUCAUCUAAUCAUGCCAAUUUUCUUGAAUUUUUGGAUGUGUUGACCAUGUACAAUGAUGAACUUUCAAAGGCAAUUGCGAAAGCUCCAAAAAAUGCCAAAUAUACAAGUCACGAUAUUCAGAAACAAAUACUUCAUGUGCUUUCGAUGAGAGUGAAAAAUACAAUUCGUGAAGAAAUUGGAGUUGCCAAGUAUUGCAUAAUUGUUAAUGAAGCCCGAGAUGAGUCAAAAAGAGAGCAAAUAUCUAUAGUAUUGAGGUUUGUGGAUAUUAAUGGAUUCAUUCAAGAACGUUUUUUUGGGCUUGUUCAUGUAUCUGAUACUGCGGCUUUAACUUUAAAGGAUGCUAUAUAUUCUGCUUUGGCUCACUAUAAUUUGGAUGUUCAAAAUAUUAGAGGUCAAGUCUAUGAUGGUGCUAGUAAUAUGAGGGGCGAGUUAAAUGGAUUGCAAGCUUUGAUUAUAAAAAAUUGUAAAAGUGCUUAUUAUGUUCAUUGCUUUGCUCAUUGGUUACAAUUGGCUUUGGUUGCAGCAGCAAAAAAUGUGGCACCUAUUCAUCAAUUUUUUGAUAGAUUAACUUUUAUAGUUAAUAUUAUUGGUUCUUCAUGUAAGCGUAAUGAUGAAUUGAAGAAUGCUCAUGCAUAUGACAUUGCAUAUUUGAUUGCUAUUAAUGAACUCGAGACAGGGCGUGGACUUAAUCAGAUAGGUACUUUACAACGAGCUAUUGAUACACGCUGGAGUUCUCAUUUGAGAUCAUUGAAAGGUCUAAUUAAGAUGUUUAGUGCAUCGUGUACGGUAUUGCUCAAGAUUAUGGAUGAUGGGCUUCCUUCUCAACGAGCAGAUGCAACAACUAUUUAUGAUGAAAUGACUUCCUUUGAUUUUGUAUUCAUCUUGCAUCUUAUGAAAGAGAUUAUGGGGAUCACAGAUAUUCUUUGUCAGACUUUACAAAGUAAGUCUCAGGAUAUUAUAAAUGCAAUGGAGCUUGUAUUAUCUAUUAAGAAUUUACUUCAACAGAUGAGGGAUAACAAGUGGGAUGAUUUGCUUGUAAAAGUGAAAUCCUUUUGUGAACUUCGAAAUAUUGACAUUCCUGAUUUCAAUGCUCCAUAUAUUAAUAAACGAGGUCGAGGGCGUGCUCAUCAAGACAAUUUCACCAUUGAACAUCAUUAUCGAAUAGACCUCUUUUAUGCUUCGAUAGAUUCACAGCUUAAUGCCCUAAAUCCUCAAAAUGCAGCGGAGUCUUUCAGAGUUGUGGAUAUAUGUAAAUUAGUUGAAAAGUUUUAUGCUCAGGAUUUUACCAGAGAUGAAAAAGAACAAUUGGAGAUGCAAUUGAAGCAUUACGAGUAUAACAGUGAUCGUACUUGUGCUUACUCUUCCGAUUUCUACGGCUACUUCAGAACGAUCAUUUUCUGCGAUGAAUAUUGUGAAAACAAGGCUUCGAAGCAAAAUGGAGGAUACUUUUCUCUCAGAUGCGUUAGUGGUAUAUAUUGA